AUGUCAGAGGAGAAGCAGCAGGAGUGGGGGCAACGCUGCAUCAGCUGUGUCUCUCUCCAGAAUCUCAGCUACGAUUUCCACGCCUGUGCCAGUGCUGGUGAAAUCCGGCUCCUUGGCAGGGCUUGGAACACCAGCGUGGAGCAGGGCUUGUCCUAUGAGGGGGAGCAGCGGAAAGGGAACCGUGCCCGGGUCAAAGGAGAUUUUGAGGCGACGAAAGCUAGCUGGUUUAGUUAUAAAGAAGCUUGUCUGAGAAGGUUGCAGACGCCGAAAAAUGAUACGGAAGUAUAUUGCAAUGGGAGUUUUGAUCGUUUUAUUUGCUGGCCACAUUCAUCUCCAGGAAAUGUCUCUGUUCCUUGUCCACCUUAUUUACCUUGGAUAAAAAAUGGAAAUGAAAUAAAAGUAUACAGAGUCUGCCUGGACCAAGGUGUUUGGAAAACCAAUGGAAACACCAGCGAGGUUUGGAGCACGCGCUCAGAAUGCCUUCAGAAGAUAAACCCAACAAGCAAUGACCAACACACCUUGCUGAUCAUCCUCAAGAACCUUUAUACUGUGGGAUAUUCCUUCUCUCUUGCUUCCCUUGUUUUAGCACUGUUCAUCAUGUUGCUGUUUAGGAAGCUACAUUGCACAAGAAACUACAUCCAUAUGAACCUGUUUGCUUCAUUCAUCCUGAGAGCCAUAGGAGUUCUUAUAAAAGACAGCAUAACUCACAACACUUAUUUAUUUGUUUAUACUGACUCCGAGAAGCCAAAUGAUGAAAACGGAUGGAUUUCCAUCUUAAGUCCACAGAAGCUGGCCUUUUGCAAGGUGGGCCCAUUUUUCUUGCAUUAUACUGUUGGGGCAAAUUAUUUCUGGCUUUUAGUGGAAGGAAUUUACCUCCAUAGAUUAUUGGCCACCGUGGUCUCUGAAAAACACCAGCUGCUGAGAUACAUCUUCAUUGGAUGGGGUGUUCCAGUUCUAUUUGUAAGUUUCUGGGGAAUAAUAAAAUACCACCUAGAACGUGAAGGAUGCUGGGCUACAAAUGACAACAUGGCAGUCUGGUGGAUCAUCCGAGGGCCCAUAUUACUUUCCAUUGUCGUUAAUUUCUACAUCUUCCUAAACAUUAUGAAGCUGCUGCUUUCCAAACUUAAGGCCCAGCAAAUGAGCUUUCAGGAUUACAAAUUCAGAUUGGCAAGAUCAACGCUUGUGCUAAUUCCCUUACUUGGGAUUCAUGAGAUUGUCUUUAGCUUCAUCACUGAUGAACAAAUAGAAGGCCUUUCCAGGCAUAUCAAAACCUUCAUUCACCUGACCUUCAGCUCCUUCCAUGGUUUUUUUGUGGCACUUUUAUAUUGUUUCUCUAAUGGCGAGGUAAAAGCGGAAUUGCGCAAGCAGUGGUCCCGUUUCUUGCUGGCAUACCCCUUUGUCUGCAUGCCGUGCUUACUUGGAAAGAACAUCAAGCACCUGGGGAGAUGUCCAAGGAAACAGCAUUUGAGCAAUAACUGCUUAUCCCUGGAGGUGUCUCAGCCACGGAGCAUGCAAGUGACAAAACAGAGAACAGGCUGCAUGGUGGAGCUAAGCCCCACGUUAAGGCACGAUCCCAGAAGAAGCAUUUCAGACAGCAGUGAAGGGGAAUUCACUGCUGGGGAGACAAUAGAAGACUUCUUUGAAGAAAGUGAGAUUUAA
This is a messenger RNA of Varanus komodoensis (Komodo dragon), 1659 nucleotides long. It is a transcript of the gene GLP2R, whose product is annotated as glucagon like peptide 2 receptor. The record is from RefSeq and is a predicted model, not a curated record. Gene Ontology annotation, cellular component: plasma membrane. Gene Ontology annotation, molecular function: peptide hormone binding; glucagon receptor activity. Gene Ontology annotation, biological process: adenylate cyclase-modulating G protein-coupled receptor signaling pathway; cell surface receptor signaling pathway. Bases 1 to 1659 code for a protein of 552 amino acids. The transcript has 15 exons. Lineage: Eukaryota; Metazoa; Chordata; Lepidosauria; Squamata; Varanidae.